Molecule: messenger RNA, 3183 nt
Organism: Mobula hypostoma (lesser devil ray)
Lineage: Eukaryota; Metazoa; Chordata; Chondrichthyes; Myliobatiformes; Myliobatidae
Product: zinc finger protein 239-like
Exons: 2
Coding region: 1328-1897 (189 amino acids)
Biological process (GO): regulation of gene expression
Cellular component (GO): nucleus
Source: RefSeq, a predicted model, not a curated record
UCAUCGAUAAGCUGAGAAGCUGCAAGGAUAAAAGCAUCCCGAUGGGAAUUGUCUAUAGGCCUCCAAGCGGUACCCCAGAUGUUAACUGCAAUUUAAAACAGGAGAUCGAAAAAACACGUAAAAAGGAAAAUGUGGUGUAGAUACAUCCCAGGGGGAGAAUUAGGCAACCGUGACUGACAAGAGAAGUCAAUGACAACAUUAAAACAGAAGAACAGUGUAUUGGAGGGGUCGUGACUGUCAUGACAGCACUGCCCAUUUACCUGGUCGAAAGACGCCACCUGCCAAUCAAGGUUUGGCCCCUCCUCGUCCAUCAAUGCACACCUAACCAUUGACCCCUUUAAUUAGCCUUGUACUUGACCUCGGGCAAUUGGCCUUGGUAAUCAGCGAGCUAUUGGCUUCUCCGUGAAUCACCUGGACUGGAUUCAUCAUUCCUGUUGCACUAUAAAGGAAGCCACGUGUGCUUGACCCUUUCUCUUUUUUGCUAACUCUGAGGGACCGCCCUGCCGUUGGUUUGAAACGGCAAAGAAUUUGUGUACUGGAAUCUCAAACACAACAAAGCAUCAGUUUUGCUGUCUCUAUCCGAUAUUUAAGGAGUGACCAGAUAUUUCCUUUGUAACACCAAUAUAUCUGUUGUUGAUUCUUGGAGAUGAAGCAAUAUCUCAUCCUGGCUGAGAAUGUUCUUUGUCUCUGAAAUGUUUUUUUGUUGUAACUCAGUGAAAUCUACUGGAACCAGGGUGCUGAGAAAACACCAUUUGUUCACUAGAGAUAAGUUCUUGAACUGUAUUGACUCUGUGAGGGAUUCACUAUAUUUGACAUCUGGUUUAAUGAAUUGCUAACAGGGAGAUUUAAUUCAUCAGCUCUAUUUGUGUGAGGGUGGGCACUCACUCAGCCAACCUGCUGAUACACAGUGAGUUUACUGGUGAGACAUGCCAUACACCUGCUGUGUGUCGAACGAUUAUCCAUCCUGAAGAUACAUCAGCAAGUUCACACCAUAGUGAGAGGGUUCUUUCUGCCAUUCAAGUUAAAUAUAUCUCAGAAAAUUCUGAUCAGUGAGAGGCCUGUUGCAUGUCUAGGAAGAUAUUCACUCACUCAGCCGACCGAAAACGCACCCAGUGAGUUCACAAGGGAGAGAGACCAUUCAACUUUUCUCGGUGUGGGAGGAGAUUCACUCAGUUAAGCAACAUCCAGACACACCAAUCACUUCAUAUUGGGGAGAGGCCAUUCAUCUACUCAGACUGUGGGAAGGAAUUUGCUCUGUCAUCUCAACUGAAGGGAUUACAGUGCAUUCACACCGGGGAGAGACUGCUCACCUGCUGAGACUCUGGGGAUGGGAUUCACUCGGUCAUCUCAACUGAAGGUACGUAAGCGAUUUCACACUGGGGAGAGGCCACUCACCUGCCCAGACUGUGGGAAGGGUUUCUCUCAGUCAUGUCAACUGAAGGUCCAUCAGCAAAUUCGCACUGGGGAGAGGCCAUUCACCUGUUCAGACUGUGGGAAGGGAUUCACUCGAUCAUAUCACCUACUGGCACACCAGUUAGUUCACACUGAAGGGAAACCAUUCCCCUGCUCAGAAUGUGGGAAGAGAUUCACUCGGCCUUUUCAACUGAAGGUACAUUACCGGGUUCACACUGGGGAGAGGCCAUUUGCCUGCUCAGACUGUGGGAAGGAAUUCACUCGGUCAUCUGAUCUACAGAGACAUCAGCGAAUUCACACUGGGGAGAAACCAUUCAUGUGCUCAGACUGCGGGAAGGGAUUCUCUCAACCAUAUCUACUGAAGUUGCAUCAGCGAUUUCACACUGGAGAGAGACCGUUCACCUGUUCUCAAUGUGGUAAGGGAUUCACUCAGUAUUCCAUCCUUCUGGCACACUACCGAGUUCACACUGGUGAACAUGUUUAAAUAGGCUGCAUGCUGUAUAUUUAACCAUCAGUGUUGAAUACAGAGGCAAGUUCAAACGUGACUGUAGGUGUUGAACUCUGCAAUUAUUCCAAACAGUCACCACAAUGGUGAAGUUGUUUCCCUUGAAUUUCUUGCAUGACUUUCUGCAGACUGAAGACAACGGGAUGACGAGGAGCUGAAUGCUCUGGUGUCUGACUUGUUCUUCAUCCCUCAAAUCUCUGGGCUGAUAAAGACUGACACUGGUAGUUAACCACCUCAUUCCCUGUUCAUUUCAACAUUAUGGGUCAUUUCACUGCUUCUAAAGAGCUGUGACUCACAGAGCUUGGAGCUACAAUACACCAUUGUCUUCAAGUCUUUAAAAAAAAUAGAGAAACAUUAGUUGGAUGUUCAAUGGAGCUGGUUGAGAAAUCAUAGAUGGGUCAGCAUAGGGCACAGUUUGGUGCUCUGCACAAAGGUAGGGGUAAGAGCAGAUAAUGAGCAGAGAAACAGCAGUGGGGGUGGCAAUGAAUGACAGUAGCAACAUUUGGUAGCUGUUUGACAGGAAAAAAAUAAUGCUUGUGAGAGCUUGCUGUGUUAAACUGGCUACUGAGUUCUAAAAAUAUUGACUGGAUUGUGACACAUUUACCCAGAAAUUAUAUUCAGAAUGUACCAUCACUGCAAAUUGAGUGUGUAGGUACUGAGAGACUUGGAUCUAAUUGUAAUUGUCAUUUUCCAUACAGCUGAACAAUAGUAUUUUAAGUAGCCUUUGUAUACAUCACAGUUUAAUAUGCCUGUACUGGCAAUACAAAAUAUAAAUCUGGACGUAUCUUUGUACUUUAAGCGUUUUCUCAUUGGUUAACUUUUUUACUGAAAUAUUGACUAAGUACUUUACAAUUGGUUUAUUGUUAUCUAUAGAUUUGAAUGGAAUUUUUCUUACCUUGGUGUACAACAUGUCAUCUUUGGUUUCUCUCUUUAAGUAGUAAGACCCUGUCAAUUUUGUGUUUCUGUUCUAUCAACUUUUAAUAAAAUGACUGCAAAGCAACAAGUUGUAUGCCUCAUUCAUGGCUUCCAAAAGAACUUUGGAUUUAAACAUUAAAAUCUGUCAAUUAGCGUAGUCAGCAGAAUUUGGAGCUCAGAACAAUCCAGGAUAAAGGGAAUUUUCAGGUUCUAAACAGGUAAGAACUUCCUUUGAUGUUGCAAAUUGUUUGAGGAAAUAUCUAGUUCUAUCUAUUACAUCAUUGGAUGGAAAUCAGGUUUGAAGACUGCUGCGUUGCUCUUUCAGAAACAUUUGGGGCGUGGGGGAAGAA